This is a messenger RNA of Porites lobata, 2463 nucleotides long. Lineage: Eukaryota; Metazoa; Cnidaria; Anthozoa; Scleractinia; Poritidae. The record is from the annotation of a GenBank genome assembly.
AUGGCUUUGCCGGCAAAUGCCCAAGAAGGUAGCGGCACAGCUGAAGGCAAAUAUUUAGAAAGUGAGAAAGACAGUGCUACUGUAUGUACUUGGCAAGCCAAGUUAAGAGGAUCAACGAACAAGUUUGUUGGCUAUGUUGGAUCAGUUGAGGAAGCCAUGACUGUAAUAAGACAAUAUGAACUGGAAACAACAACAAAAUUCUCUUGUUUUAAAUCAGACAAAAUGUUUGGUGCUGGAGGUAAGAUAAUUAUGAAGCAACAAAAUAAAUAUGCACUUAUCAACUGAAAGCCGACCCCCCACCCCCGGGCCAAGGUGGGGGAACAAAGGGUGUUUGAUAAAAUUUGACAGCAUGUUUUGCCGUUGGGGGCGGGGGAUUUAUCAAGAUUUGCCAUGUUCUAUUUUUCUCCUACAGGACUGUAGGUGGGGGCUUUAAAAGUUUAAGUGCCCCCUCAUGGGGGUUAAUCACCAUUGUAGUUGACAUGAAGUCAAAUCCCCACCCUGUCCUGGGGGUGGGGGAGGGGGUAUUUCAGUUGAUAAGUGCAUAAACAAUAAGUUGGUCAUAAAAAAUUAUUGAAUGUGAUUGGUUAUCAGCAGCUAUGAUUUUAGCAGAGCAGUGUAACAUAAUAGGGUUAAGAAUGCUGGAGUAGAAUGUGGUGUAGCUUGCACACCAGAUUACAAUCAAAAGAUUAUAAUAAACAAUGCUCUAACAAUGCUCUAAUGCUCCAAAACACUAACCCUUUGACAUUCUGGCUGCCCAGCAUAGUAAUUUUGGGCAAAAACUAAGAUUGCCUUCUUGCCAAAAAGCAACAGUAAGUCAUCACCAGGGGCCUCUGAGGACUGCUAGAGUACAGCCCUAAUAAACAUAAUACAGACUUUCCUUGUUUCUAUGACACAGAUCCCUUUGCCAAGCAAAGAAAAGUCUAUUUCAAAGAUGACAAAAUUCCAUUUGAUGGAGUACCAUUCAGUAUAAUUGGAACCAAGGUAUUUGACUGCCAACAUGGACCAGACAGGAAAAAGUCAUUUAACGCGAGACAUUCUGAAGAGAAGGUAUGUUGGUUAUGACUAAAAAAUAUCUGCAUUUUUAUUUCACAGCAAAGGCCUUUUUGGUGCUUUUAGCACUAAACUGUAAGGAAUCUAUAAUAUUAAUCUUCUAACUACAGGUUGAUGAUCACUCAUUCAAAAGGAGGAGGUUUCUACCUCAAGACACAAUGAAGUUUGGCUGCCCUGCAAGUAUUCAUUUACCAGAAGUCAUAAAGUAUUGCAAUUACAAGGUACAAAACCACCAUCACAAUAGUGAUAAUAGCAAUUGACAUUAUACUUCCGCUCAGUAAAAUACAUCCCUUCAUUUCAUAACUUAUUACUGUCUUUUAACUCUAUUAGAUCAGGGAUGACACAGAAAGACUAAGAAGGGACAUGUCCAAAAAGCUGAAGACUGAUAUAACCAGCGGACAGAAACCCCAAGUGGAACGCAGAAUUUAUAUCCAAUUACCAAAGGAGGAUGAACACAAAGAUCACAUCACUGGAGAGGUCUGUUGAUGUCAAUGGAAAGAACUGGGACACUACCUUAACUUGAGAACAAUAAUAUUAACUUUUGUUUUUGCCUCUUUUUGUUUGAGUAAUAGUUGAAGGCUUAGGGAAAAACACUUUGAAUGGGUGGAACAAGAGUUGAGUCAUUUUCAUAUAAACCUUCUAGUUUUUCAUGUAUAAAUCAUUAUGGUAAGUAAUACCUGUCCGAAACUAUAAUUAUUAUAGUUUCGGACAGGUAUUACUUUCCUAUGAAAAGGCAAGAAGGCAUGUGAAAGAAAGUCAAGUCAGACCUUCCACUCAAAGGCUAGGUCACAAAGUACAACAGGUGUAUGGGUGGCUACAUGCUAUGUAGUGUUAACAAUCAUAGCCUAGGUCUGUAAAUGAAGUAAUGAUCGUGAAAAAAGGUCCAAGUAGUGUCUAGGACUAAAAUAGAAGCUGAUAAAAAAUAAACAAAAUUGUCUAGGAAUUAUUAUUUCAACUGAUUUGUUGCUAUUCUAUCCAAAUAAUUUGUUUUUUGAAUGUUGUUGUUGACAGAAGUGACAUUUCAUUCAUUACAUGUAAGUGUACAUUGUACCAGCAGUGCCUACAACUAUCAGCAUGGCUGUCAAAAUAUUUCUGUCAAAAAUGUAAUUCCAUUUUCAUUUUUCUCCUCAUGUAUCAAACAACCAGACUGGUGGCAUUCUGCAGCCCAUUGACAAACGGCUUGUGAACAAGAUUGGAGAGCUUGUUGGCGAAGGUGUGAAAACUGUGGACGAAAUGAAAAGACAUCUUAGGCAAUUCGUAAAAACUGAACUAUUUCCAGGGCAAUCUCCACCAGCAUCAACAAACAGGCGCUAUUAUCCAACAGAUGUGGACAUCAGGAACCACAUGUAUCAGGCAUCAGUAAAAAAAAUCCUGUCCAAAUCUGAUCAGGAAAACCUUGAAAAAAAAAAUUGA